Messenger RNA from Rosa chinensis, 1721 nucleotides. Its product is annotated as tRNA-specific adenosine deaminase TAD3. Gene Ontology annotation, molecular function: tRNA-specific adenosine-34 deaminase activity. Gene Ontology annotation, cellular component: nucleus; cytoplasm. The transcript has 9 exons. The coding region runs from base 154 to 1419 and encodes 421 amino acids. The record is from RefSeq and is a predicted model, not a curated record. Lineage: Eukaryota; Viridiplantae; Streptophyta; Magnoliopsida; Rosales; Rosaceae.
AAUGUUUUGGUUUAUCUUGGGGUGAAGUUGUUAAAUUACUCCCGCCAAACUCUAAAACCCUAAAUAACGGCUUGGGUUCGUUUCCUUGAAAUUCAGAUUACGGUUAGCAACGCAGCCCUGCCCGAGAUACCCAAUAGUCUCUGAAUAGGGAACAUGGAGAAUUGGGAGAUCGUGCACGUGCCAGACAAUCCCCCAAUCCCUCCUGACCAACAGCCCACAGUGGAUGUGAUUGCUUCAUUUGUAGACCCAAAAGUUGCCAACACUCUUGUAAGGCGUCUAAACCAAAUAGCACAACUGGAAAAUCUAAGGCACGUGAAGCGGGUCAAGAAGAAAUUUGUUGAAGGAGGAAGGACUCAGUUAUCCGUGAUCUUAUGUUUAGCUUCUGAAAUUGGUAAUCCGUUGGAGAGCAUACCCCACGAUGUACAGGAGCUUAUGAAUUCCUACCAGUUGAGUCCUUUUAUCACAAAAGUCUGCAAGUAUGCAGCAUUAUCAAAAGAAGAGUGGGAGGAACAAUGCAAGCUAUGGCCAACAUCUUAUCAUCCACCAACCUAUAAUAUCGAUGGCAUUACUGGAUUCAGUGAAGAGGACUCACAGUCAGUGUUUGGCUUUAUGAAAUAUGCUAUUCAGUUGGCGAAGUCUGGUGAUAAAAUGGUAGUCAAUGCUGCAGUUAUAGUAGAUCCUUCAGUUAAACAGGUAAUUACUACUGCAUGUGAUCAAACUUGCCCUUGGUAUACUCCUGCGAACAACACCACCCUUGAAACAUACUGCUUUGAAAAGACAGAAGCUUCUGUUUCCCAGAGCCAAUCAGAUGGAGUAUUCAGCUAUGAAACUCUGCAUUCAAACAGUUUGCCACAUUUUCCAAAACAAUUAAAUACUGGUGUUUGUUGUUUAUAUCCAUGGGGAUGGGCUGAGCAACAAUCAGACACUAAUUCCUGCUCUUGGCACCCUUUACGUCAUGCUGCUAUUGUUGCUAUUGAAUCUUCUGCUGCCAGGGACAUACAUCUUUUCCCCAGUUUGGGGAAAAUCCAAGAUAAGUAUGCUGAAACGGAGCACAUACACUCUUCUUCUGUAGGCUCUCCAGCCAAAAGACAAAAGACCCAUUCUACAAAAGUUAAUGAUGAGGCUCAUCUGGACAGUAAUGAUGAAGGUUCCAGUUCUUUAUCAGUGAGACCUUAUCUAUGUACAGGUUUUGACAUUUACCUUGCUUGGGAGCCCUGCAUAAUGUGUGCAAUGGCACUUGUGCAUCAAAGAAUUAGGCGCAUAUUCUUUGCUUUUCCGAACCCAAAUGCAGGGGCAUUGGGCACUGUUCACAGACUACAAGGGGAAAGAAGCUUAAACCAUCACUAUGCUGUAUUUAGGGUCUUGGUUCCUGAAGAAGUCCUUAGUAGGGAUGAAACUGCGGCUGCUGAGUACAACUGACAGUGACUGAGUGACUGACUGUCAAACAGACUGGAUGAGCUGCUGAGCAUAUCCUUGAGAAGCUCCAUUUACAUGAAUUCCAGUUCACACUUUUCCUUUGUUCUUACUUCUGUAACUCUAUGAACAGUAAAAUACAUAGUUUUCAAUUUUGGGUUUGGUUAUCUUGAACUGAUUUGCAUUAGUACGGAUGUGAAAUUUUGGGUUGUAUGAGAUGCGCAAGCAUCGCCAUUAGAGUUCAUUUUGCCUGUACAGUUGAACUGUGCCCUUAAUCAAGAUAAUGGGACAUCUCUCUUUGCUGUUCA